AUGAAGCCCUUGCUAGUGCUAUCAGUGCUGCUGAUCGGUGGGCACCACGUCGACGCAGUGGGUGUGAGCCUAUGCGCCGACGCCACGUACGACUUGCCGUCGAGUCGCGGCGCGGUGUGUUCGGGAAGUGGCGACGCACCGGCGGGCACUGCCUGCCCGUUGAAAGGGGACGCGGCCGUCGCCGACUGUCGCGCGUAUCUACCGUCGUAUGUCGCGGGCGAGGGCUGCGUAGCACCCGAAGACGCCGAGUGCCGGAUCGUCAUCGGGUCGACGUGGGGCUGUGUGCUGCCGUCCAUCGGCUGCACUGAUCCGCCUACCGAGCCAGGGUGUCCGACGUGGAGCGUGACCGGGACGGACGAGGCCGUGGACAUUGACAAUAGCUACCUGUUUGACGGGAAUGAGGACUAUGACGCGAGCUGGUUCGUACAGACGUCGGCGGUGAGGGAGCUCUACGACUGCGGGGAGAGGCCCACGGCGGCACCGACGGAGGCGGCAACGGUUGCGCCGACUCCGGCACCCGAACCGUCUACGGCACCUCCUACGGCCGCUCCAACGACGCAGGCUCCUGUACCGGAGACCACGGCUCCGAUCACUCCAGAGCCAACGACAGAGGCUCCAGUGCCGGAGACUACUGCACCGCCGAUCCAACAGCCCACAACAGCCCACGACGCCGACAACGCCGGAGCCAACGACACCGGCACCCACAACACCGGGGCCAACGACUCCAUGCCCGACUACACCGGAACCAACGACACCAGAACCGACUACACCGUGCCCAACUACGACGGAACCGGAUACUCCAGAACCCACGCCGCCACUACCGACUACACCGUGUCCGAGCACGACCGAGCCAGCAACGCCGUGUCCUAG
Messenger RNA from Phytophthora nicotianae INRA-310, 870 nucleotides. RefSeq lists its product as hypothetical. NCBI's taxonomy places the organism in Eukaryota, Oomycota, Peronosporomycetes, Peronosporales, Peronosporaceae. The transcript is spliced from 2 exons. The record is from RefSeq and is a predicted model, not a curated record. The coding region runs from base 1 to 870 and encodes 289 amino acids.